Messenger RNA from Daucus carota subsp. sativus, 1311 nucleotides. RefSeq names its product expansin-A1. Lineage: Eukaryota; Viridiplantae; Streptophyta; Magnoliopsida; Apiales; Apiaceae. The transcript is spliced from 4 exons. Gene Ontology annotation, biological process: plant-type cell wall organization. The coding region runs from base 170 to 892 and encodes 240 amino acids. Gene Ontology annotation, cellular component: extracellular region. The record is from RefSeq and is a predicted model, not a curated record.
CAAAUUGUUGGCACCUAGCUUUUAUGUUGAUUGAUCCUCGAAUCCAUCCCUACCCGAAACUCAUUCAUCAAAUUCCUUUAUUUAUUCACUUCCAAAUCUCACUUCAUUUCUUCAUUACUACUCCUCUGCAGUUCAAUCUAGCUCCCUUUUGUUGUUUUGAUCAGUGAAGAUGACUGUAAUUUUCGUUAUCGGAAUUUUGUCGAUUAUAAUCUCGUCUGCUGAAGGGUAUAGUGGAGGGGGCUGGAUAAAUGCUCAUGCUACCUUUUAUGGAGGUGGUGAUGCUUCCGGGACAAUGGGUGGGGCAUGUGGUUAUGGGAACCUGAUGAGCCAGGGAUAUGGGACAGAUACAACUGCACUGAGCACAGCCUUGUUUAACAAUGGCUUAAGCUGUGGAGCAUGCUUUCAAAUCACUUGUGUGAAUGAUCCACAGUGGUGCCUCCGUGGAACAAUCACCGUCACCGCCACAAACUUCUGCCCACCAGGCGGCUGGUGUGAUCCACCAAACCACCACUUUGAUCUCUCUGAGCCUGUCUUUCUUCGCAUUGCUCAAUACAGAGCUGGAAUUGUCCCUGUUGUUUACAGAAGGGUACCCUGCAUGAGAAGUGGAGGAAUUAGGUUCACCAUAAACGGUCACUCCUACUUCAACCUGGUCCUCAUAACAAAUGUUGGAGGAGCCGGAGACGUAAAUUCAGUGGCUAUAAAGGGUUCCAACUCUCAAUGGCAACAAAUGUCAAGGAAUUGGGGACAGAACUGGCAGAGCAACAGCUACCUCAAUGGGCAGAGCCUCUCUUUUAGGGUCACCACAAGUGAUGGCAGCACCGUAGUGUCCUAUAAUGUCGCACCUUCAGGCUGGUCUUUUGGACAGACCUAUACUGGUGCCCAAUUCCGGUAGGAACCUACUGAUGCAUGCCACUCUGCAAACCUUUAUUACACAUAUCAUACUUAUAUGGUGAGUUCAGUUAUAUAACUACUUUCUUCAAGUUGACUGGAUAUAUCGGGUCCUCCUAUAUAGUGACCCUGUGAAACAUAUCUUUCUGAGUUGUCGAGACUUGAGAGAGGCACAGUGAGGAUAUACAUGUUGAAAGGAAGCAUCCUAUUUAGUCGCGACAGUACGUGUAUGAUGACAAUAGUAGAAUGUCGUCAUAGAAAGUGGUGGUUCUUGUAUAAGGUAAUUUUCAAUCAGAUCAAGCUUAUAUGGUUUCUUGUAUCUAUGUAAUUCUGCAGCUUUCUUUGUGGAAUGAAAAGAUCUAAUGUAAAUGUCUGGUCUUGUUAUUUACAAUGAAGUCGAAUUUCAGGACUUGUGAAAUUAAA